ACCCUCCAAGUCUCCAUGCCACAUAGCAACACUGUCUUGACGUUUAUGUUGAAAAUCCCUAUUUUGCUCCCGAGUGACAGGGCCGUGGACCUCCACAUCGGGCGCAUUGGCAAUGAGACUGUCAGCUCCAUUGGUCCUGGGCUGUGUGUCCUUGUGGGUGUGUCUCGACAUGAUACUGACACAGAAAUGGACUACAUUGUGAGGAAAAUUUUAAAUCUGCGCCUGUUCAGUGAUGGCAGUGACAAAAGGUGGAUGAAAAGUGUCAUGGAUAUGGAUUAUGAUGUUUUAUGCAUCAGCCAGUUCACCCUGGAGUCUACACUGAAGGGCAACAAACCAGACUUUAGGGAGGCCAUGGCACCCGACCUGGCCCUCCCAUUCUACAGCAAGUUGUUGCAAGCUUUAAAGUCCACGUACAGACCAGAGAAGAUUCAUGAUGGACAGUUUGGAGCUUACAUGCAAGUCCACAUUGAAAAUGAUGGCCCUGUCACCAUUCCCAUAGAGAAAAAGGGAGAACAAGUAGGUUGAGUGAUUGAAGGCAUAUCAAGACAAUGGAUCUUUGUGUAAAUACGUUUUGGAAAACCUUGAAUAAAAACCUUGAAUAAAAACCUUGAAUAAAAACCUUGAAUAAAAGUUGUGUGGGAAUUUGUCCUGUUGAGUAACAUUUUAA
This is a messenger RNA of Physella acuta, 667 nucleotides long. RefSeq names its product D-aminoacyl-tRNA deacylase 1. Lineage: Eukaryota; Metazoa; Mollusca; Gastropoda; Physidae. Gene Ontology annotation, cellular component: cytoplasm. Gene Ontology annotation, biological process: tRNA metabolic process. The record is from RefSeq and is a predicted model, not a curated record. Gene Ontology annotation, molecular function: D-tyrosyl-tRNA(Tyr) deacylase activity.